AUGUCUACAACCAUCAAUAUUGAUACAGCAAGCUCGGACACGGUGAACAUGUUUCAAGACGAAGAAGAAAUCAAGAACUAUGCCCGGGCUUUAAUCUUAUACGACAAGCUGUGUAUUCAAUUCGAGGCUUAUUUAAAGUCUAUACAAGAAGCGGCAAACACCAAUAUCAGCAAGUUCAGCAACACCUUCGUGAUGCUCACGGCAAUUUCCUUUAUACCAGCAUAUAUACCAUGUCUCGAGUAUGUUGAACGCCCAACGUCUCCAGUAAUCCUUCUCAUCGUCGAUGGGGCUAUUUGUUUCAUUUACCUUUUACUGUACGGCUACAUGAGAUUCUUCAUCCCAUGGCUUUUAUCUCGUAUAACGUCCUUCGAUGACGAAUCUAGAUUUUAUGCAAGAGGUCUCGCAGAGUCGAUGAGAUUUAAAGAAUGUAGGAGCGAUAAGUACUCUCAAGAAUUAUUGAAAGAACGUGCUUAUGAGACAAGGGCCAACUUUCACAAGUUGACAUGGUGCCGUAUCUUAACUCGACCGCUCAAACAUACUCGUCAGAUCAAUCGCAUGUUCGAUUAUUCAAUAUUUGCAGUUAGUGUAACCGCUCUGAUCACGGUCACAGUGUUCUCGGACCUACCAAAGUUUGAAGUUACCCAGACAUCUCAGCUAGUAUUUGCUUGGUGUAUUUUCUUCGUUAACAUCUUCAUUCGAAUCAUGGUCAAAGAUUCGCUUGACUUAUUACAAGUCAUCAAAGGCGAUCCGGAAGAUCAAUGUGGGGCGCCUCCAAGCAAAUCAUCAUCUAUAUCUUCAGUACAUAUGCCGUCACUUACAACGAUACAUACACCUCCUCACCAUCCAUGUUCAAUGACCUCUGUACAACAACUUUCAAGAAGCAAGUCUUGGUCGCAAUCGAAUUCGUAUGGAUCUCCUCACCCUGCAUAUUCAAUGACUGUGUCACAACCCCCAAGAAGCAAGUCAUGGUCGCAAUAG
Molecule: messenger RNA, 978 nt
Organism: Lichtheimia ornata
Lineage: Eukaryota; Fungi; Mucoromycota; Mucoromycetes; Mucorales; Lichtheimiaceae
Exons: 1
Coding region: 1-978 (325 amino acids)
Source: RefSeq, a predicted model, not a curated record